AUACCUACAAACCAAUUCAAAGGGCAAUGUAGUGGAUGGUGGGGGCAGCCUGGUUUCCCACUGCCGUUGGAUAAUUCUUGACAUUAUUAAUACAUACUGCUCCUCCAAAACUUGCAGGAAAAAAACAAACACAGAGAGAGCCAAGUUCUUGUUUAAUUAUCAUGGCUAUAGUUUUUAUCCUUGCAUCACUGAUAAUCCUAGUCCUUCUUGUCAAUCUCACCAUCAAAUUCACAAGAAUAUUAUCAAGAACAAAGUCCUUGAAUCUUCCACCCGGCAGCUACGGAUGGCCGAUUCUUGGUGAAACACUCGAAUUUCUUCGUGCAGGUCUAGAUGGUACACCCGAGAAAUUUGUCAAAGAGAGAAGCGAUAAAUAUAAAUCGCAAGUGUUCAAGACUUUGUUGAUGGGGGAGAAUAUGGCCGUUUUCUGCGGGUCCUCUGGGAAUAAGUUCUUGUUCAGCAACGAAAAUAAGCUUGUUACAGUUUGGUGGCCUAGCUCUGUCAGACAACUUCUCGGACCAUGCUUAGCAACCAGCGGUGGAGAUGAAGGCAAGCAAAUGAGGAAGAUGGUUUCUUAUUUUCUGGGCCCCGAUGCUUUCACUAGGCUUUACAUCAAAACCAUGGAUUUAGUUUCCCAGCAACAUAUCAAGAAUCACUGGCAAGGUAAAGAGGAAGUAAAAGUGUUUCCAACGAGCAAGUCUUACACGUUUGAACUUGCGUGUCGACUAUUUAUGAGCCUAGAGGACCCGAAGCAGAUAUCAGAACUUGCUGCUCUGUUCAAUAUUUUCUUGAAGGGUAUAAUAUCGAUUCCUGUGAAUUUCAUCGGAACAAGAUUCUAUAAUGCGAAGAAGGCUACUUUUGCUAUAAAGAAUCAGCUCCGGGAGAUAGUAAGACAGAGGAGAGCUGCAUUGGAAUGUAAAAGGGCUGCACCUUGGCAAGAUCUUCUGUCCCACUUACUUGCAACUCCAGAUGAAAACGGUAAGUUCAUGUCUGAAUCGGUUAUAGUGAACAACAUAAUAAUGCUGCUGUUUGCCGGUCACGACACUUCAAGUGUUGCAAUAACGAUGAUGAUGAAGAAUCUAGCGGAAAUUCCUGAGGUUUACGAAAAAGUGCUCAAAGAGCAGAUGGAAAUAGCAUCAUCAAAAGGAGGAGAAUAUCUAGAGUGGGAGGAUAUACAGAAGAUGAGGUACACGUGGAAUGUAGUAUCGGAAACAAUGAGAGUAAUGCCACCAAUAAUGGGUGCUUUUAGAGAAGCAUUGACAGAUAUUAGAUAUCAAGGUUAUCACAUUCCAAAGGGAUGGAAGGUAAUUAAUACUAAUUAGCUUGUUUGCUUGAAUGAA
Erythranthe guttata (spotted monkey flower) is the source of this 1337-nucleotide messenger RNA. The record is from RefSeq and is a predicted model, not a curated record. NCBI's taxonomy places the organism in Eukaryota, Viridiplantae, Streptophyta, Magnoliopsida, Lamiales, Phrymaceae.